Gymnodraco acuticeps is the source of this 2175-nucleotide messenger RNA. RefSeq names its product zinc finger protein 239-like. The transcript is spliced from 2 exons. NCBI's taxonomy places the organism in Eukaryota, Metazoa, Chordata, Actinopteri, Perciformes, Bathydraconidae. Gene Ontology annotation, cellular component: nucleus. Bases 334 to 1347 code for a protein of 337 amino acids. The record is from RefSeq and is a predicted model, not a curated record. Gene Ontology annotation, biological process: regulation of transcription by RNA polymerase II; central nervous system development. Gene Ontology annotation, molecular function: DNA-binding transcription factor activity, RNA polymerase II-specific; RNA polymerase II cis-regulatory region sequence-specific DNA binding.
GAGAACGAGAGACUCCAGAAACUACUGGACGCUGUUUUACAGCCUCAGCUUCGGAUACACAGAGCAGUCGUACAGCUGCUGGUGGUGGUUAAAGAAGAGCUUCUCUCUGACCAGCAGGAGUGGAGCUCCAGUCUGGACCAGGAGGACCCAGAGUCCCCCCCAUACAUUAAGCAAGAACAGCAGGAACUCAGGAUCAGUCAGGAGGGAGAGCAGCUUCAGGAGCUGGAGGAGGCUAAUAUCAUCAAGUCUACUUUCACUCCUGACCCUGUGAAGAGUGAAGAUGAUAAAGAGAAACCUCAGUCCUCACAGCCUCAUCAAAGACAAACUGAACACAUGGAAACAGAAGCUGUUGGAGAUGACUGUCGAGGACCAGAACCUGGCAGGAACUCAGUUCCAGAAAGCAGUUUACAACCAAACACUGAGGACAACACUGGAGACUCUUCUGAACCUGACUCUGGAGACUCAUCUGAACCUGACACUGAAGACAGUGCAGAUUGGAAGGAGACCAGAGAACCUGCGUCACUGAAAAAUAGACAAGAAUCUGUCAGUGAUUCAAGCCGUAGUGCUGUAAAGAAACAAUUUGGCUGCUCUGUGUGUACAAAAUCUUUUACAUAUAGAAGCAAUGUUCAGCGACACAUGAGAGUCCACACAGGAGAGAAACCAUACAGAUGCUCAGUCUGUAAGAAACCUUUUUCACAGAGAGAACAUUUAAAGGAACACAUGAGAAUCCACACAGGAGAGAAACCACACAGCUGCUCAGUCUGUAAGAAAGCUUUUUCACAGAAUAAAAAUGUAAAGACACACAUGAGAGUCCACACCGGAGAGAAACCACACAGCUGCUCAGUCUGUAAGAAAGCUUUUUCAAUGAAUAGAAAUUUAAAGGAACACAUGAGAAUCCACACAGGAGAGAAACCACACAGCUGCGCAGUCUGUCAGAAAGCUUUUUCACAGAAUAGAAAUUUAAAGAUACACAUGAGAGUCCACACAGGAGAGAAACCACACAGCUGCUCAGUUUGUAAGAAAGCUUUUUCACAGAAUAAAAAUUUAAAGGAACACAUGAGAAUCCACACAGGAGUGAAACCACACAGCCGCUCAGUCUGUAAGAAAGCUUUUUCACAGAGUGGAGGUUUAAGAAAACACAUGAGAGUCCACACAGGAGAGGGAAUAUACAGCUGCAAUGUUUGUGACAAAAUAUUUCAAUGUCAUAGUGAUUUCAAAAGACACAAGUGUGUUGGUCGUCAGUCCUCACAGCUUAAUGAAAUUCAAACUGAGGAUAACAGAGAGGCCGAGCCUCCAACCAGCAGCUCAGCUGCACACAUGGAAACAGAAGCUGAUGGAGGACAAUGAAUACGUCUUAUGACAGUUCACAUAUGAGAAAAUUCUGUCUGACUGGAUUAACAUUGUUGCACAACAUUCAUAUAAGACUUAAAUGAACUCCAUCUUUAUCAACAUAAGUGGAGAAUAUGUUUAAUGUUUUUGUCAUACUGAUUUUCUGAUUUAUACGUUAACCACUGACUAUUGAUGAACCAUUUUAUUUUGGAUUGAGGGCUCCAAGUUUCCAUAUAGAGAUAUAGGAUGAUUUGAUGUUUUGUUCUUUAUUUCUAAAUGUUUUGUAUCAUUGCUAUCUUGUUAAUGAGUCCGGUUUUACAUAAAUGUACCUGUUCUCUGAUUGUUUUUGCUUCUGUAACUGUAAGGGAAUACAUUUGCCUAUUUUAUAUCCUGAUUACCCAAUGCCGUUACUUUAAUACGUUACUCCCUAAGCCUGAUUUCACCCACCUGCAACCGAUUCACUAAUAAUCACAAAUGUUCAUUUCUUUGACCCGUUGACUCAACUAUUUCUUGUUUAAUAAUCGUUUCAUCUCCUCAGGAGCAAGUUCCCAUGUCCUGCCUUUCACCUGCUGUUCACCCACUGCUCAUUUAAGGUGGACUGACCUUUACAAUGGACCAGCUAAUCCUAGUGUCUUAAUGCAAACGUUUUGUGAUGUUAGAGACCAAAAACAUGCUGUUGGGUCAUGUGCUCUCUGCAGGACGGUGUCUGUACUCAAACAUUGUUUAUGCAAUGAGAGUUUCACUCUGUUUUUUGUUGUCCAAACGACACCAACAGAGUGAUAUGUCUUCUUUCCAGCAGAUGGCAUACAUACAUUAAAUUAUCCAGUUCAACUGUCAUCCACAUAA